This is a messenger RNA of Leptonychotes weddellii (Weddell seal), 3092 nucleotides long. The record is from RefSeq and is a predicted model, not a curated record. Lineage: Eukaryota; Metazoa; Chordata; Mammalia; Carnivora; Phocidae.
CCCCACCAUGUGUGCCCCAGCCCUCCCGGACAAUCCUGCCCCAGCUGGAGGCUGAGGACCCCUGUAUGAGUCACGGACGGGGCGGCGGUGUGGGGGGAGGGUGUUGCUGUUUCUGUUUCAUUUCUGUGGCUGGGAUAUCUGGUUUCGUUUCUGCUAGUGCUGCUCAUGGGGAGUGAGCCACACAGCAUAUAAGAGGGAAGCGGAGAAGGACGGGAUGACUCUCCCGGUGUGCGUUGAGGAGGCACGGAGAGCUUGUCGGGCAGACGCAGUGCUGAGCAACGGGCAGCACUCCCACCAGCUCUGACUCAGUGACGGCUAAUGUCUAAGGCCCACGCUUCUCGGCCAUACCAGAGGCGCAAGAUGUUUUGUCCCCAACAGCAACCAAAAAAAGAACUGAAUUUCUUCCACCAGCAGCCCCCGCCACCCGGCGAGGCAGCAGGAUACAUGAUGUGUCCCCCGAACGGUCAGGUCAGAGGGCAGGAUCCAGCUUAUCUCAUCAAGGGGUUCCACUCACUGGCACUGAACCCUCAGCAGCCAGAAGGAAGCAGGGGCCAACAGAAGGCAAAGGGCCCCGAGCACAGCCUGGCUAGCCAGUACGAGGAGAAGGUGCGCCCCUGCAUCGACCUCAUCGACUCCCUGCGGGCGCUGGGCGUGGAGCAGGACCUGGCCCUGCCCGCCAUCGCCGUCAUCGGGGACCAGAGCUCGGGCAAGAGCUCCGUGCUGGAGGCUCUGUCGGGCGUCGCCCUCCCCAGAGGCAGCGGGAUUGUGACCAGGUGCCCGCUGGUGCUGAAGCUGAAGAGGCAGCCACACGAGAGCACGUGGAGGGGGAAGAUCAGCUACCGCAAGACGGAGCUCCAGCUCCAGGACCCCUCCCAGGUGGAGAAGGAGGUCCUCAAAGCCCAGAACACCAUAGCUGGGAAUGGAGUUAGCAUCAGCCAUGAGCUCAUUAGUCUGGAGAUCACCUCCCCUGAGGUUCCGGAUCUGACCCUCAUUGACCUUCCCGGCAUCACCAGGGUACCUGUGGGAAACCAGCCCCAGGACAUUGGACUGCAGAUCAAGGCACUCAUCAAGAAGUACAUCGAGAAGCAACAGACGAUCAACUUGGUGGUGGUCCCCUGCAACGUGGACAUCGCCACCACAGAGGCACUGAGCAUGGCUCAGGAGGUAGACCCUGAUGGAGACAGGACCAUAGGUAAGAAGAGAGAACCAAGCUUGCAGAGGACAGGAAGGAAGGGGGAGACUUCUCAUAUAUUUAGAAGGUUCCGGAGUGUAGCACUAUUAAAGACAAGUUCUACUCCCCGCAGAAGCUCCAUGAGCUCAGGGCGCCUUCACACACUGCAGAUGGCAGUCUCCCCUCAGUCAGGGUGAGGGGUGUGGCCAGAAUUUGGAGGUUCUUCGUCCUCCUUCCUCUUGGCCCUCAUUUGCGUUCACAACCCCUUCUGGAUCGGGGGCAAGAACUGCCUUGUCUGCUCUCCCAUAAUUAUCUGGAAAGGAGAAAGUGACCGGCGCAUCAGCCCUACCAUUCCACAGGUAAAGGUCUUGGGACCUGCUGGUACAUGGAAAGGGCCUUCAUCAGGCCCCAGUGAACAUUCUACUGGGCUGAUGUUGGGGUGCGAGAGUCUGCAGCGUUGGUAUUCAAGCAGAAGUCUUCGUGGGGAGCUGGAUUCUCUUAAAUUUCUUCUAAAAAAAAAAAGUCACCCUGGGACUUGUUAUAGGGAACUUGGUUUAAGGGUGCACACAGUCUGGGUUUGAAUCCUUGUUCUAGCCCUUACUGGCUACAAAGCCUUGGGUAAUAUAUUUAACCACUCCUGGCCUCACUGUCUUCAUCCAUGAACUGUUAUCACAGUCACACCUAUGUGUUGGGUGGUUGGGAGGAUUCCAUGAAGAAAUAUCGUAUAGGAUGGUCCUUGGGGCUAUGCAUGUAGUAUUUUCUCAGCAAAUGAGAGCUGCUAUUUUUUUAUUAGUAAUAUCAUCACUCAACAUCACUUCGUCACCAGUCAUUCCACCUACCCAGAGAGUUGACCCUCCUGAAACUUUGCAGGUCAUGUCCCUGACAAAAUGCAAACUCGGCAUACAAUUGCCUUUCCCUUUUCUUCCAAAAUAAACGCCUGGUUUCCCAGUAAGGAUAGAAAUGAAUAUUAGGGGCAUAGACGUCAAGCAUAACGUUUCACUCUGUGCUAGAUCACCCUCGUGCCCUGUUAGCUGUCGACUUCUGCAAGCAUCACCAACACACCGACCCAGAGAGAACACUCAGGCUUUGGGUCACUGCUCAUUGUAGCUCUGUGCUCUUUGUCCUCUCUUGAUCCCAAGUCAGGAAGGAUGUCUCACUGGUGACCACAGUAGGUAACAUCAUCUAUCUCAUAGGGUCAGCUAUCUGGAUAUUGAUAUGUUUAUAGAACGGGGGCGACCAGGAGUUAGUGGGUGAGUACAGAGCUUCAGUUCUGCAAGAUGAAGUGAAUCCUAUUGGGUAUUGGGGGGGGGGGCGUGGUUCACAACCGUGAGGAUCCCGAAUGCCGCUGAACCAUCCACUUUAAAAUGGCCCAAACGGUAACUUUUAUGUGAUGUAGAUUUUACCACAAUUUUUAAAGAUACACGAUUUUUAAAAACAGGUUAACCGAAGAUGGAGUGAAGGAGGAAACAUCCUAUUUUCAUUAGUUAAAUUAUUCUCUUGCACACACGAGUUAUGUGUAUUUUGCCACAUUUUUUAAAAAAGAGAACUGAACGCCUAUCUAUAUAGUACUUCCAAAGGGUGAAAAGAGAACAAGGCUGAUGACUAAGAGUAGUGGUUUACAUAAUGCCAAGGUUCAGAAAGAACCGGGAGCUGGUACAUUUGCAGGUUGUCCGCGAGCCGGUCCCCCCGCCCCACAGCUAGAUGCCCACUGUCCACUCAGCCAGCAGAUUGUCCGCGAGGCUGGUCCUCCCCCACCACCCAAAGCUAGAUGCACACUGUCCACUCAGCCAGCAGGUUGUCCACGAGGCCGGUCCUCCCCCGCCACCCAAAGCUAGAUACACACUGUCCACUGAGACAGCAGGUUGUCCGCGAGGCUGGUCCCCCCGCCCCACAGCUAGAUGCCCACUGUCCACUGAGCCAG